AUGGCCGACACUGUUGGAAAGACCAUUACUUGCAAGCAGGCCGCCAUCGCCUGGGCAGCUGGCCAGCCUCUGUCCGUCGAGGACGUCGAGGUUGCGCCUCCCAAGGCCCACGAAGUCCGCAUUCAAAUCCAUCACACUGGUGUCUGCCACACUGAUGCAUACACUCUCUCCGGAAAGGAUCCCGAGGGAGCCUUCCCCGUCGUUCUUGGCCACGAAGGUGCUGGCGUGGUCGAGUCUGUUGGAGAGGGCGUGACCAAUGUCAAACCCGGUGACUAUGUGGUCGCUCUUUACACCCCCGAAUGCAAAGAGUGCAAGUUCUGUCUCUCCGGCAAGACCAACCUGUGCGGCAAGAUCCGAGCCACCCAGGGCAGAGGCGUCAUGCCUGACGGGACAUCUCGCUUCAAGGCGCGCGGCCAGGACCUGCUCCACUUCAUGGGCACCUCGACCUUUUCCCAGUACACCGUUGUAGCGGACAUAUCCGUUGUCGCCGUGACCGAAAAGGCCGGCACCGACAAGACCUGCCUGCUCGGCUGCGGUAUCACAACGGGCUACGGCGCCGCCGUGGUGACCGCCAAGGUCGAAGAAGGAUCCAACCUGGCCGUGUUUGGCGCGGGAUGUGUCGGUCUGUCCGUCAUCCAGGGUGCUGUCAAGAACAAGGCCGCCAAGAUCAUCGUCGUCGACGUCAAUGACAAGAAGGAGGAAUGGUCGCGCAAGUUCGGCGCCACUGAUUUUGUCAACCCGACCAAGCUGAAUGGUCAGAGCGUGCAGGAGAAACUCAUCGAGAUGACCGAUGGUGGCUGCGACUAUACCUUUGACUGCACGGGCAAUGUUGGCGUUAUGCGAGCUGCUCUGGAAGCCUGCCACAAGGGCUGGGGUCAGAGUAUUGUUAUUGGUGUUGCUGCUGCAGGCCAGGAGAUUUCCACACGACCAUUCCAACUCGUCACCGGCCGCGUCUGGAAAGGAUGCGCCUUUGGCGGUAUCAAGGGUCGCUCACAGCUGCCCGACCUGGUCGACGACUACCUGAACGGCCAGCUCAAGGUCGACGAAUUCAUCACGCACCGCGAGAAACUCGCCAACAUCAACGACGCUUUUGAGCAGAUGAAGGCUGGAGAUUGUAUCCGUUGUGUUGUUGACACGAGAGCAUAA
Talaromyces rugulosus is the source of this 1146-nucleotide messenger RNA. RefSeq lists its product as uncharacterized. Gene Ontology annotation, molecular function: zinc ion binding; S-(hydroxymethyl)glutathione dehydrogenase [NAD(P)+] activity. Gene Ontology annotation, biological process: formaldehyde catabolic process. Gene Ontology annotation, cellular component: cytosol. The coding region runs from base 1 to 1146 and encodes 381 amino acids. The transcript is spliced from 6 exons. The record is from RefSeq and is a predicted model, not a curated record. Lineage: Eukaryota; Fungi; Ascomycota; Eurotiomycetes; Eurotiales; Trichocomaceae.